UCCAUGCAGACUGGCUGCUCUGGCUGCUCCAUGCAGACUGGCAGCUCCAUGCAGACUGGCAGCUCUGGCUGCUCCAUGCAGACUGGCAGCUCCAUGCAGACUGGCAGCUCUGGCAGCUCCAUGCAGACUGGCAGCUCUGGCUGCUCCAUGCAGACUGGCAGCUCUGGCUGCUCCCUGCAGACUGACAGCUUUGGCUGCGCUGAACAGGCAGGAGACUCCGGCAGCGCUGGAGAGGAGGAAGGCUCUGGCAGCGCUAAACAGGCGGGAGACUCCGACAGCGCUGGAGAGGAGAAAGGCUCUGGCAGCGCUGAACAGGCGAGGCGCACUGAAGGCCUGGUGCGUGGUGUUGGCACUGGUGGUACUGGGCUGAGGACACGCACAGGAAGCCUGGUGCGGGGAGCUGCCACCGGAGGACUGGUGUGUGAAGGUGGCACAGGAUGGACCAGACCGUGAAGGUGUACUGAAGAGCCUGAGAGCAGGGAUGGCACAGGACGUGCAAGGCUAGGUAGGUACACAGGAGGCCUAGUGCGUGAGGCUGGCACAAUCUUCACCAGCCGACUAACACGCACCUCAGGACGAGUAUGGAGCGCUGACCCAGGUGCCAUCAAAUUCCCGACACGCUCAGUCGGCGAAUAUCGUACUUAAAGCACCAAACGAGCAACUCCCUCAUAACUCUUUCCUCCACUUUCCCCAUUAACUCCUUCACAGUCUCUGCUUCACUCACCUCCAACACCGGCUCUGGUUCUGGUCUCCUCCUUGGCUCCUCACGAUAAACAGGGGGAGUUGGCUCAGGUCUGAACCCUGACUCUGCCACACUCUACCUGAGCCCCCCCCAAUACAUUUUUGGGGCUGACUCUCGGGCUUCCUUCUGCGCCGCCGUGCUUCUCUUCGACUCCAUUCUCCUAUAGCCCUCUUCGCACUGCUCCAGCGAAUCCCAGGCGGGCUCCGGCACUCUCUCUGGGUCGACCGCCCACCUGUCUAUUUCCUCCCAAGUCGUAUACUCUAAACUUCGUAGCUCCUGCUGCCGCUGCCUGUCACCACGCUGCUUGGUCCUGGUGUGGUGGGUGAUUCUGUUACGGUUUUCUUCCGUCGAAGGAGAGUCGGACCAAAAUGCAGCGUGGUUAAUUCGAUACAUAUUUAAUGAAGACGAACACGAACAAUACAAAACAACAAACGGAAAGAGAAAACCUAUACAGCCUAUCUGGUGAACAACAAACACAGAGACAGGAACAAUCACCCACGAAACACUCAAAGAAUAUGGCUGCCUCAAUAUGGUUCCCAAUCAGAGACAACGAGAAUCACCUGCCUCUGAUUGAGAACCGCCUCAGGCAACCAUAGACUAUGCUAGAAAACCCCACUAAGCCACAAUCCCAAAACACAAC
Oncorhynchus keta (chum salmon) is the source of this 1382-nucleotide messenger RNA. RefSeq names its product sericin-1-like. Bases 4 to 453 code for a protein of 149 amino acids. The transcript has 2 exons. The record is from RefSeq and is a predicted model, not a curated record. NCBI's taxonomy places the organism in Eukaryota, Metazoa, Chordata, Actinopteri, Salmoniformes, Salmonidae.